AUGCGAGCGCCGGCAGCCGCGCAGCCACAGCUCCCUGUCCCCGCGGACACCUUCCGCGGGCGCGCUUGAGCCUCCGCGCCCCGCCGGCCGGGGCCCGAGACGAUGAUUCCGCCGGGGGAGUGCCUGUAUGCCGGGAGGAAAAGAAGGAAGCCCAUUCAGAAACAGAGGCCCGCCAUGGGCGCCGAGAAGUCGAACCCUUCCAAGAGACACCGGGAUCGCCUCAACGCCGAGCUGGACCACCUAGCCAGCCUGCUGCCACUGCCACCCGACAUCAUCUCUAAGCUGGACAAGCUUUCGGUCCUGCGCCUCAGCGUCAGUUACCUCCGGGUGAAGAGCUUCUUCCAAGCCCUGCAGCAGCCGGUGGCCGGUGCCCCCUCACCAGGAGACAGGGAUCUGCGUGGAGGGUCUGCCGUGCUGGAGGGAAGGCUGCUGCUGGAGUCCCUCCACGGCUUUGCUCUGGUGGUAAGCGCGGAAGGGAUGAUAUUCUACGCGUCAGCAACGAUUGUGGACUAUCUGGGCUUCCACCAGACGGACGUGAUGCACCAAAAUAUUUACGACUACAUCCACGUGGACGACCGCCAGGACUUCUGCCGGCAGCUGCACUGGGCCAUGGACCCUCCCCAGGCUGGGUGUGGGCAGAACCUGCUCUCAGAGACAGGAGAGGACGCCAUCCUGGGGAGGCUGCUCCAGGCCCAGGAGGGGGCCGCGGGCUGGCCCACCGAGUACUCGGCCUUCCUGACGCGAUGCUUCAUUUGCCGCGUGCGCUGCUUGCUGGACAGCACCUCGGGCUUCCUGACAAUGCAGUUUCAAGGGAAACUAAAAUUCCUGUUCGGGCAGAAGAGGAGGGCCCCGUCGGGAGCCGCCCUGCCCCCUCGGCUCUCCCUGUUCUGCGUCGUGGCGCCCCUGCCUACUGCGGUGAAGAUGCAGAGUGUGUGUCUGAGGGUGAAGCACAGGGUAGACGUCUCGGCCACGCCGGACACAAAAGCAAAAGCUGCCGCAAGUCUCUGUGAACCAGAAUUGCAUGGAAAACCCAAUUACUUAGCAGGGAGGAGCAACGGAGAAAAUGGCCUGUCCGUGUUCAGGAUGCCCGCGGACGCCUGCCACUGGGGCCGGCUUGCAACCCGGGCCCCCUGCCUGUGCCUCCGGGGCGGCCACGACCUCCUCCUCCAGCCCGAGGGGGCCGCAGGGGAUGGGCGAGGAGAGGAACUAGGGGGGGUGCCGAGGGGCCCCUCCUGCCCAAGGGAGCGGAGGGACGUCCUCCCGUACAGCUGCCACCUCGAGACACAAGGACCCUCGAAGCACCUGAACUGGACGCCGGGGAGACACGGUCAGGACGGCGGCACCAAGCUGAAGCUGGAGCCCGGCAAGGGUGACCCGUUCCCCGCCGCCCCGGCCCGUGGCGCCUGCCUGCCCUACCCGGGCACACAGGGCACUGUCCACGCCGUCAGGAGUUCACCUGGCUCUCACCAGCCAAAGCCUCCCCCCGGGCCCUGCGCCGGCCGGACCAGCAGAGCCUUGCGGGAUGGCCACCAGGGCCAGGCUCCCCCUCCCACCAGCUGCCCCUUCCCUCAGGGGAGCCUGGAGGACGGGCUUCCUCGGCCGGGAGGGCAGCGUCUCCCCGCGGGGUGCUAUCCCACCGAGGACAAGCUUCGAGGUGUCCCAAUGCCCCCGGGAGCCCCGUGUAAUCCCAUAUUGUCACUCGAUGUGCCCAUCAAGAUGGAGAGCGAAUCCGGGUCCGAGGAUGCGGCAGAUGGCUACUCUGUGUCCCCGAGCCAGGCGUGGCUGGGGGCCAGCGACGUGGCCAAGAGACAGCUGGUCACUUUCCCUACCAGGAUGCACCUGAAGAUGGAGCCGGACUCCAGGCACCCCCUCUACAGCCCACCCCUGGGGCCCGGCCUGCUGGGGGCCCACCCCAGGCCUGGCAGGGAGCUGGCCCCGUUGCACCCCGCACACUGCGCCUGCCUGGAGCCUCCGCCCCGCCUCUGUGCUGGGGGCCACCAAUCCCCCAGCCUGGGCUGUGACUGCCAGGCUCCUGGGCCUGCGCCUGUAGUCAAGCUUGAGCCCCUGGACUCGCCCCCGUGGGCCGCUCACAGCCAGGGUGGGGCGCCUGGGAUGCUCCCCAGGGGUGCCUUGGCGACACGGAUGCCACCCAGAGACCCCGAGUGCACAUUCCUGCCGUAGAGCAGGCGUCUGUAAAGGCUGACGUCCGUCCCUCGGCCGGCCGGGAUAGCAGUGCAGGGGCAGAGA
Molecule: messenger RNA, 2247 nt
Organism: Eubalaena glacialis (North Atlantic right whale)
Lineage: Eukaryota; Metazoa; Chordata; Mammalia; Artiodactyla; Balaenidae
Gene: AHRR
Product: aryl hydrocarbon receptor repressor
Exons: 11
Biological process (GO): regulation of transcription by RNA polymerase II
Cellular component (GO): aryl hydrocarbon receptor complex; nucleus
Molecular function (GO): nuclear receptor activity; transcription cis-regulatory region binding; protein dimerization activity
Source: RefSeq, a predicted model, not a curated record